UGUCAGUGACUAUCGUUCAAUAGUGUUUUGCUAUAAGAGAGCACAGGUGUCUCACAAACUACUGUUUUUGCUUUAUUAUUAAACCCAUUUCCCAUCAAUUGAUAUAAACAAUAGAUAUAUUCAAUUCUUUCUCUAAAAGAAAACAAUUGUUUUGAUUGUGUAAAAACAAGAAUAAACUCUUUAAGCUAUACUUUUACUCAUUGUAUAACAUAUCAUACAAUAAACAAAAGUUGAAUUUAUCAAUACUUCAAACUUUAAUACAGUUUUAACUGUUUUUGUCAAAAAAAAGUAAGUACUAAAAGGGUUAGUUAGAUAAAGGAAUGGCAGAAACGGGAGUCAAAUCAUCUGUCAGUCAGAAUUUCAUGCGUCAGUUCCGCGACAAGAAUACUCGUCAGCUCAAGAACUUGACGUCCACUCAGUUUAUGGAAGUCUGGAGUCAUUACGACAAAGACGGAAAUGGUUAUAUAGAGGGCCGAGAACUGGACAAUUUUCUCCGGGAAUUUGUCAGUUCGGUAAAUGCUAUCGAUGUCGGACCAGAGUUGGUGACGGACUCAAUGUUUGCCGAAUUAAAAGAGUGUUUUAUGGAGGCCUACGACGACAAUAGAGACGGAAAAAUAGAAAUACGCGAAUUGGCACAACUCCUACCUCUUGAGGAAAGCUUUUUACUUCUCUUCCGUUUCGAUAAUCCUUUGGAAUCAAGCGUUGAAUUUAUGAAGAUUUGGAGAGAGUAUGACACUGACGGCAGUGGAUACAUAGAGGCCGAUGAAUUAAAGAACUUCUUGAAGGAUUUAUUGAGAGAAGCCAAACGAGAAUCGAUAGAUGAGGACAAACUCAUUGAAUACACCGACACUUUACUCAAUAUAUUUGAUGCCAAUAAAGACGGCAAAUUGCAAUUGAGUGAAAUGGCUAAACUACUUCCAGUAAAAGAGAAUUUCUUGUGUCGUUCGGCAUUCAAAGGCGCCUCAAAACUGACUAAAGAAGAUAUUGAACGAGUCUUCGCUUUAUAUGAUAGAGAUAAGAACGGAACGAUUGAAAAUGAAGAGCUCAAAGGAUUUCUUAAGGAUUUACUGGAACUCGUCAAGAAGGACUAUGACGCACAAGAUUUGGGUGAAUUUCAGAAGACAAUACUUUCGGGAUGUGAUUACAAUAGAGACGGCAAAAUCAAUAAGAAAGAGCUGACUAUGAUUUUGUUAGCGUUGGCCAAACACUCAACUGAAUGAAUGAAUCAAUCAAUCAAUGUAUGAAUGAAUGCUCACUAAAAAAGGACAUACAUUUAUCUGACGAUUCACUAAAUCUAUUGCAAUAUCGAAAUGUCCAGAAUUUUGGACAAUUUUUUUGUGCCAAUUAUCGACACAUAUAUAUAUAUAUAUACACUUCUAUUAAUUUCAUUAACUAUUAGCACUUUUGCAACAA
Messenger RNA from Oppia nitens, 1413 nucleotides. It is a transcript of the gene Cbp53E, whose product is annotated as calbindin-32-like. NCBI's taxonomy places the organism in Eukaryota, Metazoa, Arthropoda, Arachnida, Sarcoptiformes, Oppiidae. The record is from RefSeq and is a predicted model, not a curated record. Gene Ontology annotation, biological process: regulation of long-term synaptic potentiation; regulation of presynaptic cytosolic calcium ion concentration. Gene Ontology annotation, cellular component: cytosol; nucleus; synapse. The transcript is spliced from 10 exons. Gene Ontology annotation, molecular function: calcium ion binding. Bases 321 to 1220 code for a protein of 299 amino acids.